AUGAUCACUUUCUUAGUUGGACUUCUAUUCAUUUACGCUUUUGGGAGUGGAAAAGUGGCUCGAGCGAAUGGCGCGAAAAGCAACCGCUUCGUAUGUACAGCUGUGCCCGCGGGCGCAGACCUCAGCUGUCCGGUGGACACCACAAAUCGUGUGCAAGGCACGAGUCCGCAAGAGGAGGAACUGAGAAAUACUAUCAUCCAACUUCGUGAGACCAUUUUGCAGCAAAAAGAGACUAUCGUCAGCCAACAGGGCACAAUCAAAGAGCUGAACUCAAAACUUACUCGCUGCGAGGCAGCUGCCCAGGACACGCGAGACAGCAAGUCUCGAGUUCAGGGCUCCAGGAGAAAGGAAUACAGCAAAAAUACGAUGGGAGACUUGCCGCGUGACCCUACGGAAACCAUUGAUCAACUUGGGAAGACCAUGCAAAGUCUUAAAGAUCGUCUUGAGAACUUGGAGCAGCAGCAGUUGCGUGCUAAUGCAUCAGGAGCUACGUUUCCCAAUGAACUGAAGGAACUACUGAAACACAGGCUGAGCGAUCUGGAAAAACAACUGCUCACCAAAGUGGCUGAGCUGGAGGAAGAGAAGACUCAGCUCUACAACGAGACAGCUGCCCAUCGCCAGCGUACUGAAAACACACUCAAUUCCUUGCUGGAAAGGAUCACAGAACUGGAGAGAAGCAACAGUGCGUUCAAAUCACCAGAGGACUUCAAAGUUUCCCUGCCUCUACGCACUAACUACCUGUAUGGCCGCAUUAAGAAGAGCCUACCAGAGAUGUAUGCCUUCACUGUGUGUAUGUGGCUCAAGUCCAGUGCCAGCCCAGGCAUUGGCACUCCUUUCUCCUACGGUGUGCCUGGACAGGCUAAUGAAAUUGUGCUGAUUGAAUGGGGAAACAAUCCCAUUGAACUCCUUGUCAAUGACAAGGUGGCUCAGCUACCUCUGUCAGUGGGUGAUGGGAGGUGGCAUCACAUCUGCAUUACCUGGACAACUCGAGAUGGUUUCUGGGAGGCCUACCAAGAUGGAGAAAGACUGGGCACCGGGGAGAAUCUGGCCCCCUGGCAUCCAAUUAAACCUGGUGGAGUCAUUAUUCUUGGCCAGGAACAGGAUAUUGUAGGUGGGAGAUUUGAUGCCACCCAAGCCUUUGUGGGGGAGCUGAGUCACUUUAACAUGUGGGAUCGUGUCCUGCGGCCUGUGGACAUCUCAGGCAUGGCUAACUGCUCCUCCUACAUGCCAGGCAAUGUGGUACCCUGGGUGGAUGCCAACGUCGAGGUGUUUGGAGGUGCCACCAAAGCGGCAUUGGAGAUUUGUGAAGAUCGGCUCUUUGAUUCUUAA
Messenger RNA from Chanos chanos (milkfish), 1329 nucleotides. It is a transcript of the gene nptx2a, whose product is annotated as neuronal pentraxin 2a. The coding region runs from base 1 to 1329 and encodes 442 amino acids. The record is from RefSeq and is a predicted model, not a curated record. The transcript is spliced from 5 exons. Lineage: Eukaryota; Metazoa; Chordata; Actinopteri; Gonorynchiformes; Chanidae.